Knipowitschia caucasica is the source of this 2223-nucleotide messenger RNA. The record is from the annotation of a GenBank genome assembly. Lineage: Eukaryota; Metazoa; Chordata; Actinopteri; Gobiiformes; Gobiidae.
AUGUUUUCAGCGCUGAAGAAGCUGGUGGGGUCCGAGCCGGGGCAGUUCAGGGACAAGAACAUCCCAGCGGGUCUUCAGUCCAUGAACCAAAGCCUCCAACGACGCUUUGCAAAAGGAGUGCAGUAUAACAUGAAGAUUGUUAUCCGAGGUGACCGGAACACUGGCAAAAGCACUUUGUGGCAUCGCCUGCAGGGGAAGAAGUUUGUGGAGGAGUAUAUUCCCACACAGGAGAUCCAAGCCACCAGUAUACAUUGGAAUUAUAAAACUACUGAUGAUGUGGUCAAAGUCGAGGUGUGGGACGUCGUCGACAAAGGCCAAAAAUAUCUUCAUCCAGAAGGAAAAGGAAAAAGACGUGGGGACAAUUUGAAACUGGAGAAUGAGCCACAGGAGUCGGACGAGGUGGCCUUGGAUGCAGAGUUCUUGGACGUUUAUAAAAACUGUAACGGCGUCAUCAUGAUGUUUGACAUCACCAAACAGUGGACUUUUAACUACAUCAUGAGGGAGCUUCCCAAAGUGCCGACCCACGUCCCUGUGUGUGUGCUGGGAAACCACCGGGACAUGGGGGAGCACCGCGUCAUCCUGCCUGACGACAUCAGGGAACUCAUCGCUGGAUUAAACCGACCCAUGGGAGCCUCUUACAUCCACUAUGCUGAGUCCUCCAUGAAAAACGGCUUUGGUCUGAAAUACCUCCACCGCUUUUUCAACAUCCCAUUUCUCCAGCUCCAGAGAGAAACUCUGCUCAGACAACUGGAGACUAACCAGCUGGACAUGGACGCAACGCUGGAGGAGCUGGGUGUGCAGCAAGAGACUGAGGACCAAAACUAUGAAAUUUUCCUGGAGAACCUGGAAACCCGGAGCAAAGGCUUCGGCUCUCCCGGGCCGGCCAACGGUCAGUCCCCCUCCUCGGGCUCCCAGUCUCCUAUUGUUCCUCCCAGCGGCACGUCAACGGGCAGCUCCAGCCCCAGCACCCCUCAGCAACCUCCCAUACCCCCACAGGAGCCACCCCAGUCCCCCAGUGUCCUGGCCCCUGCCUCUCCUGCCCCUCCAGCGCCCCCUGUGGUCAGUGGAGCAGCAUCGCCCAGCUUGGAGGCCAAACUGCAGUCUCCUGAGCACGCACAGGGCUCUUCUGCAGCCGUGCCCCAGAAAAGAAGCUUCAUCUCCCGCUGGUUCGGAUCCUCUCCUGUCCCUGAAGACACUGUCCCCGCUGCAGAGGAAUCUCCGGCCCCGGUUUGUCCGAGCAAGGUCCAAAGUGUGGAUGACUUUGUCCCAGACGAGCGGCUGGACAGAAGCUUCCUGGAGGACAGCUUACCAUCCAAAACCAAAGUCCCAUUGCCCAUUCCUGCAGCAGCGGACAGUGACAGUGACGGAGAAAUGAGAGGGAACCCCAUGGUCUCUGGGUUCCUGGACGAGCUGGACCCUGAUGACUCGGUGCCCAGCCUGCCGCAGCCGAACAGACCCCGGGGUAAAGACAUCACCCUGAGCAGUGAUGAGGAAGCACCGCCCAAAGCACCCACCCUCACAACAAGCCAGCCCCUCCACAGUGAACCCGAGCUCAAGAAGCCUCAGAUUCUAAACACCAAAGCAAAGAUCUCGUCUAAAGCCCCAGAGCCUGAGAGCGUGGGGCCCAUCUCCCUGACGCUGACCCCUGUCUCGCAGCCGCAGAGCAGAAAGAAACCCAGCGCCAAUAAAACCGACUCGGACUCGGACCCGGAGGCACAGGUGGCUCAGCAGAUGCUCUCCUUUGUCAUGGACGACCCCGACUUUGACUCUGAGGCGUCCGACACUCCCAAAGUAACGAAGGAGGUGUUUCCGGUUCGGGACGAGCUGCUCUCUGACCUCUCUGAUGACGAGCGUCCUCGGGUGAAGGAGCCGCUGAAGCCCUCACUCCUGUCCUUCAAACACAAAGAUCACACUGACCUGUUCGGGCUGGGCUUCACUGAGGACACGCCGGCCGCCAAGGACAGCAGUGACGAGCAGGACGAAAAAGAAACAAAACACUCCAAAGAGAAGAAGAAGAAGAAGAAGAAAAGUAAAGAGGACGACGAGAAAAGCAAGAAGAAACACAAACACAAGAAAAAGGAGGAAUCCGGAGCCGUCGACGACAAGGAGAAAAAAAAGAAAAAAUCCAGGAGUAAAAAGUCUGAGGUGGAUGAGCUGGAGGACUUUCUGGGCGGUGGGACAGCGGCAGCGAAACACGACGACGGAGACUACGAAGAACUCUAA